Lucilia cuprina (Australian sheep blowfly) is the source of this 545-nucleotide messenger RNA. Its product is annotated as neuropeptide-like 4. The transcript is spliced from 2 exons. The coding region runs from base 93 to 272 and encodes 59 amino acids. Lineage: Eukaryota; Metazoa; Arthropoda; Insecta; Diptera; Calliphoridae. The record is from RefSeq and is a predicted model, not a curated record.
ACGUCAUUUCGUCAGUAUAAAUAAGGCGGUAAAGUGUUGAAAUAAACAUUAAAAGCAUUUCAUUCGUAAAAGCUGAAACAACUCCAAUCAAAAUGUUCAAAUUUAUCUUUGUUCUCAUUGCUGCUUUGUUUGCCGUCAGCAUGGCUUCUCCUUCACCCUUGCCUGCUCCAGCACCCCGUCCAGUAGCUAGCCCUGAACCAGCUCCCCAAUUCUACACUCCUUACGCCUACAGCGCUGGUUACUACGCUUCUCCUUAUGCCUAUUAUGGUUAAAUGUCCGUUGUCUCCUUAACAUCAAGGGCAGCAAAGUAGUAGUCGUGUCGAAUAUUUGGGGAUUUAUCAGGCACAAAACACUGCUAUGGAUUACGGAUAUCGACUAUUAAGAACGCACAUACAAACAUAUAUGAUAUAAUUAAUAUGCACACGCUGGCAUAUAAAUUUUAUUGUAUAUUUUCUUGUUAUUAAGUUUUAUUUCUUCUUUCUAUCUAUCUUUUCUGUUGACUCUUUGAUAUUUUGUUUUAAUAAAAUUUUUGCAUUAAAAAUAGA